Messenger RNA from Rhipicephalus sanguineus (brown dog tick), 676 nucleotides. RefSeq lists its product as uncharacterized. Bases 49 to 606 code for a protein of 185 amino acids. Lineage: Eukaryota; Metazoa; Arthropoda; Arachnida; Ixodida; Ixodidae. Gene Ontology annotation, molecular function: amine binding. The transcript is spliced from 5 exons. The record is from RefSeq and is a predicted model, not a curated record. Gene Ontology annotation, biological process: symbiont-mediated perturbation of host defenses.
UCGCAUGCUUUGGAGCCGAAUGAACAAUUUACCGUUUUCAGUAGAAGCAUGCUGUCGCUGUUUUCUUGCCUUUUGCUGAUUCUUUCGGCGUUAUUUUUAGCAGUACCUAUGGCUUCAGGCAAAGCGAAGCACCAACUGAAACACGAUACGACGGAUGCGUUUAAGUUGCUUGAGGUCUUUCCAUAUGCCAUUGCGCUGUUUGAUGCGGAUCAAGAUGGGGAUCUUGAAUGUGUGAUGAUGUUGAAAGAACAUCUUGAUCAGAACAAGAAGACUACGUCAUAUGUGAUGCUUCUGCCACCACUCAACGGACGACCAGCAGAGAAUCACACUUACCACGCAAGAGAAGGAGCAGCGCCUGACAAACUUCUCUUCACCUUGGAUGAUGGAGUCGAUGAGCAAUCGGUAAACUUCAUAUACACUAAUUAUAAGAAUUGUGUCGUUGUGGAUAUCCCAUUCAAGAACAAACAAAGCUGUGGCCUGUGGGUCAAGAAAGAUGCGCUGCACAGUCUCCCGCAGGAAUGCCUCGACCAGUUUGAGGACAACUGCGACAUGGCGUUCUCACGCUUCGACGACGAAACGUGCAAGGGACUUUUCGACAAUGUCUAGCGCGCUCCUCACGAGCGUUUAUUCCCAUGAGCCUUGAGUCAUAAAUACCGCAUUAUAAAUUGCCACCUAU